Molecule: messenger RNA, 1772 nt
Organism: Bufo gargarizans (Asiatic toad)
Lineage: Eukaryota; Metazoa; Chordata; Amphibia; Anura; Bufonidae
Gene: NGB
Product: neuroglobin
Exons: 4
Coding region: 103-576 (157 amino acids)
Molecular function (GO): heme binding; oxygen binding
Source: RefSeq, a predicted model, not a curated record
UUUAAAUGCUGGAGACCUCGGAGGAGCGGGCAGCAGCAUAACUGAGGCAGCUCCUCGCCAUGCUGCCCCCUCUCUAACCCGCUGGACCCCCAGACCAGCGCCAUGGAAAGCCUGCAGCUGCCAGAACCCCAGAAAGAGCUGAUCCGGGACACCUGGCGAAUAGUCGGCCAGGAGCAGAUCCAUCACGGCACCGUCCUCUUCACCAGGCUCUUCCAGCUGGAGCCGGAGCUGCUGUUCCUCUUCCACUACAAUUCCGCUCAUUUCUCCAGUGUCCAGGAAUGUCUGAGCUCGUCCGAAUUCACAGAACACAUCCGCAAAGUGAUGACGGUCAUUGACGCUGCGGUGCGGAGCCUGGAUUCGCUGCCCUCGCUGGAGGACUACCUGACCAGUCUGGGGAGGAAGCAUCGCGCCACCGGGGUCAAACUGGAGUCCUUUAAGAUGGUGGGGGAGGCCCUGCUCUACGCCCUGGAGUCCGGACUGGGGGCCACAUUCACAUCGGACGCUCGCGCUGCCUGGAGCCAGCUCUACGCCAUUGUGGUGAGCGCCAUGAGCCGCGGCUGGUGGAGGGACCCCUAGGAACCGUGACCACGCCGGGCCGGACACGUGGAUUGUUCUGUCUUGUGCUAAUAAACUGGAUUAUACCAGGCUGAGAUGUGGCCCCUGUAAGGAUUAGGGCCACACAUCUGUCCCACCCCGGGCCCCCCGCACACACUUUGAUUUGGUAACAAUGGAAGGACCGACACAAUUUCAUUGGCUCAUUUCUUUACCUCCCCCUGUGGCCCCGAUAUUCAGCGGCCCCUGAGAAGUCGGUUCAAAGACCCAAAAUGUCAUCAACAAUAAGAGAAAAUGAAGAAUUAAGACAAAUAAGCCGAUAACAGAGAGAGAGCGCACGUCAGUCAGGAACGGCAGCCGACCACCGACCAUCACAUCCUGAGGGAUGGCGGUACAUUAAGGGGCCCUCCGACCCCGGCGGCUACAUGUGCGCGCGGCGGCUGUGUUGGGCCAAUGUUCCAAUUUGGCCGCAUUGCUGAGAAAAUUUUCAAGUUUUAAGAUAUGCAAAUAAGCCUCUAGGAGCAACGGGGGCGUUACCAUUACACCUAUAGGCUCCGCCCCUUCUGCACUUUGAUAGAACCAGGUGUGAUGAGGUCUUCACUGCCUGGACCUGCCAAUCACAGUGGAGGCUUUAGGUGUAACGGCAACGUCCCUGUUGCUACGAGGGGCUUAUUUGCAUACGCGGCCACAUAGGAAGACGGCACCAACACAGAUGCCGCCGCCCCGCGCACAUGUGACCGAUCCGCCAGGGAUCUGCGGACAGGGGCCCUUUAUUGCCCCCUGGAGACAUAUGGUGGGGGCUUUAGAGUAGGGACCCCCCAUUCCUUCACCCAGUCCGCACUGGAGGCAGCAGGACCCGACGCUCCCAUCACGUCACAUCCUCCAUCCUAGAGCAUCAGGUCCUGCUACCUCCGAUGCGCACUGAGUGGUGGCCCCCAGCCGUCCAUGGACCCGGUCUCCUGGCAUUAGACGGGGCACGCCGGAAAAACAUAGGACGUCCUAUUCAGACUCCCACAUGUGUACACCACAACCUGCUCCACCUGCACACCCCACAUGUGUACACCGCAACCUGCUCCACCUGCACACCCCACAUGUGUACACCGCAACCUGCUCCACCAGCACACCCCACACGUGUACACCGCAACCUGCUCCACCAGCACACCCCACACGUGUACACCGCAACCUGCUCCACCAGCACACCCCACAUGUGUACACCGCAA